This is a messenger RNA of Sycon ciliatum, 1278 nucleotides long. RefSeq names its product proteasome subunit alpha type-3-like. The record is from RefSeq and is a predicted model, not a curated record. NCBI's taxonomy places the organism in Eukaryota, Metazoa, Porifera, Calcarea, Leucosolenida, Sycettidae. Gene Ontology annotation, biological process: proteasomal protein catabolic process; ubiquitin-dependent protein catabolic process. The transcript has 12 exons. Bases 141 to 902 code for a protein of 253 amino acids. Gene Ontology annotation, cellular component: proteasome core complex, alpha-subunit complex; proteasome core complex; nucleus.
ACCGGGUAGGCAGAAACGAAAGAAAUUUUUGAGUUUGUUCAGCUUUCCAGUUGACUUAGCUUUCAGAAGGACAAGGAGAGCGCCAUAGAUUGAUGGUGCUGUAGUAUUACACCUGAGUAUUGCCAUCAAAAACCAGAGGGAUGAGUUCGCUAGGAACUGGAUACGAUUUGUCAGCGUCCCAAUUCUCUCCCGAUGGACGUGUAUUUCAAGUAGAGUAUGCCAUCAAGGCAGUAGAAAAUAGCAGUACUGCCAUUGGCCUGCGAUGCAAGGAUGGCGUGGUGUUCGGCGUAGAAAAGCUUGUGCAGAGCAAGCUACACGAGCAGUCCGCCAACCGCCGUGUGUUCAACAUUGACCGACACAUUGGAAUGGUUGUCAGUGGUCUCUUGCCAGAUGCACGCAAGGUUCUAGAUGUUGCGCGUGGCGAGGCUCAGGCAUAUCGCAGAAAAUUCAACCAGGGCAUCCCGCUAAAGCUGUUAGCAGACCGAGUGUCUAUGACGAUGCAUGCGUAUACUCUUUACAGUCACGUGCGUCCGUUCGGCUGCAGUAUUAUCCUGAGUACAUACGCAGAGCAGACAGGUCCUGAGAUGUACAUGAUCGACCCAUCCGGUGUUUCAUGGGGAUACCAUGGCUGUGCAAUGGGCAAAGCCAAGCAGCAAGCUAAAACUGAGCUGGAAAAGGUCAAGGUAUCUGAGAUCACAUGCGAUCAGUUGGUAAAGGAGGUAGCGAAAAUCAUUUACAUUCUCCACGACGAGGUCAAGGAUAGGGAAUUUGUGCUUGAGCUCAGCUGGGUGUGUGCUGCGUCUGGUGGCCGACAUGAGCUUGUGCCCAAGUCGGUUUAUGAAGAGGCAGUACAGGCUGGACAGUCUGUUUUGGACGACUCCGACUCCGAAUCUGAGCUCUAGAGAGUACGCUCUCGCCUGUGCAUAGUGCUGGGAUUCUGGGGAUUUCCUGCGUCUUUGUUCUGCUUGCUGCUUUGCAUACUGGAAAGAUGCUGCUGUAUCAUCGCUUCUCUCUCUCCCUCUCUAUCUCUCUCUCUCUCUCUCUCUCUCUCUCUCUCUCUCUCUCUCUCUCUCUCUCUUCAUUGUUUUUAACCAUGAGAUUGGAUCGGCAUUAUGCCACUUGUACAUAGUUUGCGGAUCAGUAGUUUGCGGAUUAGCUAUCAACUGACUUCGUGCAUAUUUUACACUCCAAUGAUUGCUGUUUUUUUUUGAAUUUCUAGAUAUGUUCGUAAAUGUUUGCGUUGUACACGUACAUGAUUGAUUGUACUUUCAAAACCAA